AUGGUGAGCGAGGAGAGCCUUUCAGGGCCGGUGGACCGAUACAGGGGGGGCUCUCAAUACUCUGAAGGGGAUGCAGCCGACUCAAGGCGUACUUCCAAGUCUGUAGUGCAACUGGAAAUACUUCUUCGUGAAACAGAAGCCGUGAGGGAGGGGGAAGCAGACGAGGGGCAAGAAAGGGGGGGAUCAGAGGGUGGAGAUCCACCAAUUGAAGAAUCGCCAGAACAAAACCCGCUGGAAGAAGAUCCACCGGAAGAGGAUCCGCCGGAAGACGUUCAGCGAGAGGUAGAUCCGCCGGAACAGGGGCUUUCGGAAGCCGGACACGGGCGCGGAACUCCGGUCUUUCCUUUCGACCUCAAUCGGCCUUACAGUCCUCAGGCAGCCACCCUCCGGAAGUCCGUUCCGUUCUUCUCAUUCCCGUCGCAUGAAAAGCCAGCGGAUCGCCCUGGUCAAGCGGAGUCUUCGCAAGCUCAGCGGCAGUCGCCUAGCCUGGAACUUUCGCUCAUGCCCGCAGGACUUUCCGUUGCCCUUGAAUCCGGUGGCGGAAACGGAAACCAGCAGAUCGGAGCGGCGAUGAGGGGCGGCUUCAGCGAUAGGAUCAACGCCACUCCCGGGCACGAAACGACGUUCCGCGGACUGGUGCAACUCCCGGUUGGUGAGCGGAGCCGCGCAGCGGCAUUCGAGCUCGCGCGCGCGCGCGAUCAGCCGGGGUACAUGCUGGCGCACCGCCGGGCGAUCAUACAGGGCGGGGGCGCAUUCCGGCCCGUUCCGGCGCGCCGGCCGGCGACCGCCCCGGCGCGUCCGCGGGCAAGCAGUCGCCCGUGGGCCCCCCGUCCCGAUGCUCUGCACGCCCGGCACGCCCGCGGAAACUGGCCCGAGGGACCGCUCCCAGUCCCUCCUUGGCUCGCUGCUGCCUUCCGGUCCGUUCGGCAUCCAAACCCGAACCUUAACCCCGGCGUAGGACGGAACCCUGGACAAGAAGCAAACCCCGGUUUAAACCAACAACCAGAUCCAAGUUCGAACCAAAAUCCUGGUUCAAACCCUGGCUCAAACCCUGGCCCAAACCCUGGCUCCAAUCCUGGCCCAAACCCUGCUUCGCACCAGGGUUCAAAUCCUGGUUUGAACCCCGGCUCCAACCCUGGCCCAAACCCUGGCUCAAACCCUGGCGAGAUUUCGGGUUCAGGCGGACAAUCAAAGUCGAACCCAAAUCCAAAUCCGGGUGCGGGCUCAAACCCAAAAUCGAACCCGAACCCGAACCUGAACCCGAAGCCGAACCCAACCGACCACCCAAACCCGGACUCAAACCCCGGCGAACAAGAAAGGCGCCCCGAGGAGCGCUAUCGGGUGGUUCAGGAGACCGGGAUGAUCCCCCAGAUGUGGCCGGAGCUCGCGGCGGCUUUUCACCAGGAGGCGCCAGAGCUGUUCGGCCCGGAAGAGCGGUACCCAAGUCGGCACAGCGAGUACGAACCGGCUUCCAAUCAGCCUGGGCCAACUCUUCUGGAGCUUGGGGGGAUCCCUCUCGGGCUGACCCAGGCGGGGGAAGGGGCGCAGUUCGAGCAGCGGUUCAGCGGAAGAUCGGCGUUCAGAUUCGGCCCGGAGUCGUUUCAAGAGUCGCAGCCGUUCGGGGACACGCGGUACCAGCGGCAGGCGGAGAUGGGGACCUGGCCGGGACAACCGGACACGUGGCGGCUUGGCACGGCUUUAGAGCAACCGGGUCAGGGGUUACAAGGACAGCAACCAAGUCGACAGACGCAGGAGAGGCGGGCUCUCGAGGGGUGGGAAGCUGAGUCAGGCGGCAGGGUUCCCGGAAGGUUUGCACCAAGUAGAGAGAGGCAUGAAUUCCAGGCGCUCGGAGGUCCUUAUCAAGGGAGAGAAGUGGCGGGGGGAGGGAUGGAAAGCGCGCGCGCGCCAGUUCUGCGGAGGCCGAGUUACCCUGCGGUUAGGGGCGAGAUUGGGGUUUACGCUUCACAGCCGGGGGCGGGGGUUUCUUACGGUGCACGGGGGAGGGGUCCUGGAAUGGGUGCAGGUUCCGUUCCUGGUUCCGUUUCCGUCCGGGGAGAGGUGGGAAGAGCCGGAACGAGCGGAAGGCCCAGUGCAACGGAUACGCAAGUUCCAAUGGAGCUUCUUCGAGAGCUCUUUCCUUUUGGAGGCGGUUUUGAUGAAGCUCAGGGGGGUAUGGCCGAUUUUGCCUCGAGGGGCGAGGAGAUGAAUCCAAGCCAGGCGGUAUUCGUUGAGAGCGAAAAGGGUCAACUGACGACCUCAAAGAGAGGCCAAGAGAUUGGGGGAUCCGGGGGAGGGAUGAGGAGGGGAGCGGAACGGAAAACGGGCAGAACGGGCGGAACGGCCGCCCUGGCGGAAGAAACUAGAGUGGGCCAAACGGUUGAAGCAACUAGGAGGGGCUGGAUGGAAGAAGAAGGUGGAACGGGCCGAGAAAAAAGAGUGGGCGAAACGGGCGGAACGGGCGGAACGGGCGGAUUGGGUGGACUGGGCGGACUGCAAGAUAUGGGAGGAUUUGGUGUCGCGAGGGAGCGGCCCGCCGAGGAACGGGAUGAGAGAGAGCGAAGCAGAGGAAAGAGGAGCAUAGAAGAAAGUAGCGAGGAGCAAGACGAGGCGCGGCCGCGCAAGCGCGGUGGCAACCUGCCGCGCCCGGCCGUCGACCGCAUGGGCCAAUGGCUGCGUGAGAAUUUUCACCAUCCGUACCCAACAGAGGAAACGAAGCAAGCUUUGGCCGCGGAAACAGGACUCACAGUCACCCAAGUCAGCAACUGGUUCAUCAACGCGAGGGUGCGAAUCUGGAAGCCGGCGCUUGAAAAGAUGCGUAAAGAAUCCGGACUAUUUCCUAGCAGUCCGCCCAGGCCAAGCAGUGUGUAG
Messenger RNA from Klebsormidium nitens, 2868 nucleotides. The record is from the annotation of a GenBank genome assembly. NCBI's taxonomy places the organism in Eukaryota, Viridiplantae, Streptophyta, Klebsormidiophyceae, Klebsormidiales, Klebsormidiaceae.